Bombus terrestris (buff-tailed bumblebee) is the source of this 1449-nucleotide messenger RNA. RefSeq names its product cyclin-L1. Gene Ontology annotation, biological process: regulation of transcription by RNA polymerase II. Lineage: Eukaryota; Metazoa; Arthropoda; Insecta; Hymenoptera; Apidae. Bases 121 to 1368 code for a protein of 415 amino acids. The transcript is spliced from 4 exons. Gene Ontology annotation, cellular component: nucleus. Gene Ontology annotation, molecular function: cyclin-dependent protein serine/threonine kinase regulator activity. The record is from RefSeq and is a predicted model, not a curated record.
UACAUAGAUUUAACCUUAUAUAUCGGAGGUAUGGUAUUGGAGAAAAUGUAAGGUUAACCUUUCUCACCGCAAGUGCGUGAAUAAAUAUACUUUUUCUUUGUUUAAUUAGUAUAAGUUGAAAUGAGUAACGCGAAAGAAAAUUCUACGAUACCGGCAAAAAAUACGGUAACUGUUAAUACGAAAGCUCAUGGAAAAAUCGUGCUAACACUUCAAAAUUGUCUUUUACCUGAUGAAAAACUAAACUCGACGCCGUCGCAUUUAGACGGAUUGGAUGCAGAAACUGAAACCGAUCUAAGGAUAUUAGGAUGCGAAUUGAUACAGACUGCUGGUAUUUUACUAAAACUACCCCAGGUCGCAAUGGCUACAGGACAAGUAAUAUUUCAACGAUUUUAUUACAGUAAAUCGUUAGUUAGACAUAAUAUGGAAACAACUGCAAUGGGUUGUAUUUGUUUAGCUAGUAAAAUCGAAGAAGCCCCAAGACGUAUCAGGGAUGUUAUCAAUGUGUUUAAUCAUAUAAAACAAGUUUCCAGUCAAAAACCAAUACAACCCGUAAUACUUGAUCAAAAUUAUGUAGCCCUGAAGAAUCAAGUAAUUAAAUCUGAAAGGAGAGUCUUAAAGGAGUUAGGUUUCUGCGUCCAUGUAAAACACCCUCAUAAAAUUAUUGUUAUGUAUUUACAAGUACUGGGACAUGAAAAAAAUCAGGCUUUAAUGCAACAAUGUUGGAAUUAUAUGAAUGAUUCUUUAAGGUCUGAUGUUUUCUUAAGACAUCAACCAGAAACUGUUGCUUGUGCAUGUGUAUAUUUGGGAGCAAGGCAGCUGCAAUUACCUUUACCUACUUCACCUGCUUGGUUUUCUCUUUUUAAAGUUAAUGAAUCUGCUAUUAGAGAUGUUUGCCGUCGUAUAUUACGGCUUUAUUUCCGACCCCGUGUUAAACCGGAACAGUUAGAGAAACGAGUAGAAGAACUUCGUCGACAAUACGAGGAAGCAAGAACCAAAGCAAGAAGUGGGGAUGUAGAUAGCCACACACCUAGCCCACCACUGCCUAAACAUCAUAAUGCCUGGGGUGGAUUCAUUAGCCGCAGUGGUACGCAUGCUGUACCAGAAAGAACAAAAUCACCUAGGCGAUCAAAAUCACCUAGUACUUCACCAUCUAGAGGUGAAGGAACAAAGCAUUCCAAGAGAAAGAAACAUAGUAGAAGCAGAUCUCGCAGUCAUAGUCAUGGACGAUCUCGAAAACCGAAAAAGGCCCAACGAAGACGAUCUGGCAGUCAUAAAUCAUCACGUAGUCGUUACAGAUCGCGUAGUCGAUCUCGAGAUAGAGAUGUAGAAAAAUCAAGUAAACACCGCAGUAAACACAGACGACAUUGAAUGUAUGAGAAGAUCAUCAUGUAUAUUACAAAAAGGAAUAUUGCACUUACGUGAAUAAGUUAUAUUCAAUUUGUAAUAUAA